AUGUCCCUCACGCCCACCAUGCCCAAGGACGACAGCAAGCCGCCCCUCGACGACGGCUACUACGACCUCGGCACCCAUCAUCGCCACAUCACCACGAAACACCCCGUCGCCCAGACCUGGUUCAACCGCGGCCUCGUCUGGUGCUACGGCUUCAAUCACGAAGAGGCGGCAAAGUGCUUCCAACGAGCCAUUGACCAUGACCCUUCCUGCGCCAUUGCCUACUGGGGGCUCGCCUACUCCCUUGGCCCAAACUACAACAAGCCCUGGGAACUCUUUGCAAAGAAUGAACUCACCACCACUGCACAGCGUACGCACCGCGCCGUGGAACAAGCCAAGACACACUCUGCCAAUGCCACGCCCGCAGAAAGGGCCCUCAUUGAAGCCCUCCAGUUUCGGUACCCGAGCACAGACGCUCCCGCCAAAUCAGACUAUUGCAUCUGGAAUCGGGACUACGCAGAUGCCAUGGCCUCGGUCGCCUCACAAUUCCCCCAAGACCUCGACGUAGCCACUCUGUACGCCGAUGCCAUGAUGAACCUCACCCCCUGGCAGCUGUGGGACAUCAAAACCGGCGAACCGGCGAAAGAGGCACGCACCCUGGAGAUCAAGCGCGUUCUGGACAAGGCCCUCGCCCAUCAAGGCGGCGACCAGCACCCAGGCCUCCUCCACCUCUACAUUCACCUCAUGGAAAUGUCCCAGACGCCCGAGGCCGGCAUGCCAGCCGCAGACAAGCUGCGUGGCCUCGUCCCGGACGCAGGGCACCUCAACCACAUGCCCUCCCACCUCGACAUCUUGGUCGGCGACUACGCGCGCGCCGUCAUUGCCAACACGGAUGCCAUUCUCGCCGACGAAAAGUUCCUGAAGCGCGAGGGCCCCAUGAAUUUCUACACCCUCUACCGCAGCCACGACUACCACUUCCGCAUCUACGGCGCCAUGUUCUCGGGCCAGUCCAGGGUAGCCUUUGAAACAGUCGACAUGCUCGAGGCCAGCAUCUCCGAGGAACUGCUCCGUGUGGAAAACCCCCCCAUGGCGGACUGGCUCGAGGCCUUUCUCUCCAUGCGCGUGCACGCGCUCAUCCGGUUCGGAAAAUGGCACGAGGUGCUCGCCUUGAAACUGCCCCAAGACACGGAAUUGUACUGCGUCACCACCGCCCUGCUGCACUACGCCAAGGGCGUGGCCUCGGCUGCGCUCAACCGCGUCGACGACGCCAACGCCCACCGGCGACUGUUCCGCGACUCCGUGCCCCACGUGAAACCCUCCAGAACACUGUUCAACAACAAGUGCGUCGAUAUACUCGACGUGGCCGAGGCCAUGCUAAACGGGGAAAUCGAAUACCGCUCCGGGAAUUACGAUGCCGCAUUCGCGCAUCUGCGCGAGGGCAUACUGCGAUAUGACUGGCUGCCGUUUGACGAGCCAUGGGGCUGGAUGCAGCCUGUUCGACACGCCUACGGCGCAUUGCUGCUCGAGCAGGGCCGUGCCGAGGAGGCGUGGGGUAUUUACAGGGCCGACUUGGGCUUGGACGAUACACUGCCCAGGGUGCACCGGCACCCGAACAAUGUGUGGGCGCUGCAUGGAUAUCACGAGUGUUGCGUGAAGCUGGGCCGGAUGGCCGAGGCCAGGGACGUGGAGCCCGUGUUGAAGAGGGCGUUGGAGGUGGCCGAUGUGCCCGUUCGGAGUUCGUGCUUUUGCAGGACGACUGUGACGGCGAGGAUAUGA
This is a messenger RNA of Metarhizium brunneum ARSEF 3297, 1713 nucleotides long. RefSeq lists its product as uncharacterized. Gene Ontology annotation, molecular function: protein binding. The record is from RefSeq and is a predicted model, not a curated record. Lineage: Eukaryota; Fungi; Ascomycota; Sordariomycetes; Hypocreales; Clavicipitaceae.